Messenger RNA from Pipistrellus nathusii (Nathusius's pipistrelle), 1164 nucleotides. NCBI's taxonomy places the organism in Eukaryota, Metazoa, Chordata, Mammalia, Chiroptera, Vespertilionidae. The record is from the annotation of a GenBank genome assembly.
AUGGCGGCGGCGGCGGCCGCACGCGCCGUGUCUGCGGGCCAGGGGCUCCGGGGCGCGCAGCGGGCCCUGCCGCUGGUGGUGAUCCUCGGGGCCACGGGCACCGGCAAGUCCACGCUGGCGUUGCAGCUCGGCCAGCGGCUCGGGGGCGAGAUCGUCAGCGCCGACUCCAUGCAGACCCAGGAGAUGGGCACUGAGAAAGAGGUUGACCGGAAAGUAGAGCUUGAAAAGGAAGAUGGCCAUGUACUUCACAAACGCCUAAGCCAGGUGGACCCAGAAAUGGCUGCGAAGCUGCAUCCACACGACAAGCGCAAAGUGGCCAGGAGUUUGCAAGUGUUUGAAGAAACGGGAAUCCCUCACAGUGAAUUUCUUCAUCGUCAACAUGCAGAGGAAGGCGGCGGUCCUCUUGGAGGCCCUCUGAAGUUCCCGAACCCUUGCAUCCUCUGGCUUCAUGCUGACCAGACAGUUCUAGAUGAGCGCUUGGAGAAAAGGGUGGAUGACAUGCUUGCUGCUGGGCUCUUGGAUGAACUAAGAGAUUUUCACAGACGCUAUAAUCAGAAGAAAGUUGAAGAAAAUAGCCAGGACUAUCAACACGGUAUCUUCCAGUCAAUUGGCUUCAAGGAAUUUCACGAGUUCCUGACCACUGAGGGAAAAUGCACACCCGAGACUGGUCACCAGCUCCUAAAGAAAGGUAUUGAGGCCCUGAAACAAGUGACUAAGAGAUAUGCCCGGAAGCAAAACCGAUGGAUUAAAAAUCGCUUUUUGAGCAGACCUGGUCCCAGUGUCCCCCCAAUAUAUGGCUUAGAAGUAUCUGAUAUCUCGAAGUGGGAGGAGUCUGUUCUUGAACCUGCUUUUGAAAUUGUGCAAAGUUUCAUCCAGGGCCGCAAGCCUGAUGCUGAUCCUGUAAAGAUGCCAUCCAGUGAAACUGAGAACAAGAGGAGUUCUCACAUGUGUGACCUCUGUGGUCGAAUCAUCAUUGGGGACCGUGAAUGGGCAGCACAUAUGAAAUCCAAACCCCACUUACACCAGCUGAAGAAAAGAAGGCGGCCGGACCCGGAUGCCUCCAGCCCCAGAGGAAGUCAGAGCAUUUCCCCGCACCGUGACAAAGAGCUUGAAGAGAACAGAUCCGUAGGGCGGAAUGAUGAAGACCUGAAGUCCAGUGUUUGA